Molecule: messenger RNA, 2310 nt
Organism: Stylonychia lemnae
Lineage: Eukaryota; Ciliophora; Spirotrichea; Sporadotrichida; Oxytrichidae
Source: the annotation of a GenBank genome assembly
AUGAAACUACAAAACUAUGAUGGACUUUCAUAAACUCCCUAAUCCCAAAGAAGAGAGUUUAGUAUGCAAAAUUCAGACUAGCAAAUAUUCUAAUCAGACGUCAAAUACCAACCUAGUUACUUUAACCAUGAGCUUAAAGUUGAUCCUGUGGUAUUAUCUCAAAGGUCAAACACAAAACCUUAAGAUCAUAUUUUUCUUAGCCAUACUAAAAAUAUAUUAGCAACCAGUGACUAUACCUCCUCGAUAGACAGAGUUCAACUAAUUGAGAAAUUUGAUCAGAUAUCUUUGAUGAAGGAGAAAAAUAAGGACAAGCUCAUUAUUGAGCAUGCUCUUACCUAUGAGGAUGGGCGAUCGCAUUUUGUUUUUGACGAUAAAUCUGCAAUUAUUUUGCAUCCAAAAGGCGACUGCUUUACAUAUUUUUCUAAGGAUGGGAAGAAGACUCGUUAGUUAGUUAAGUUUGCUGUUCAGAGCACCCACAAAGAUGAUAGAGGAAUGGGAGUAUUAGAUAAGUUAGUUUUAGCAAUUCAAUAUCAUAAUACUUUUUGUGAUGAGCCAAUACUUUCAAGAGAAGAGAUUCUAACUAUUAGGGAAAAAGAUUAGGUUCGAUAAGUCUAUGAGAGACAGUAAAAAUUUUAGAAGUAUACUUAAGUAAUCUGGCCAGGUAUCGAAAACUGGGAGGACUUCUUGACAGAAGAUUAAGAUGGAAAUUUAACAUUAAGAUCAGUUGAUGAAGACUUAGCUUCAAUCACUCUUUCAGCAAAUGGUUUCUAGUUAAGCGUUAAAUAUCAGCAAUUACUACCCUUUAAAAAGCCAACAUGGGUAAAUUUAGGGGUCACCUUUGAUGAGUCUACUAUAAAGAAUAUAACAUCUGAUAAAUUAAACUAAAAGGAUUCUCGUAGAAUGAAGAUGGCAUAUGAUUAUGUUAGAAUAAAUCAGAUAUUUUCAAUUUUUAGAUUCCCAUCAAGGUGGUGCUACCCUGUAUAACUAUUGAUGUAGUAUAAGGAGCAUUUAUUGCUGCGAAAAGACGAAAACUCAUGUCAAUUAUACGAGCCAGUAUAUUGUAGAAAUUUCCAUGGGGAUAUAUAAACAUGUUGUUUCACAGAAUUAGUGAGAAAUAAAGAAUACUCUACAUAUUUACCUAUUCAGAGAAAAGUAAUUGAUGAAAUAGAUGAAGAGGAUGAACAGAAUGAUUCAAAUCUACCAUAGAUAAAGAGUAUGCUUUCCCAGACUAACUUAAAUCGAACUAAUAUAUCUUAGAUGAGCUCUAUGAGUAAAUGGGACUCAUAAAGGAGUGUUUAAGAAUUAUUAGAUAAAAAUAAUAAAAUUACCGUCUGGUCGAAUGAUGAUAUAUCUCCAGCUUCUUUUUUACAUUCACAUAAGAAGAAUGUUGCAAUAUAAUGGAAUACUCUAUCUACAACUAGAGUAUCAUCUGAUGGCAAUAUUAUUCAAGUGUAAGUUCAUCAAGAUGAAUCUAUCUUACUUUUGAGAGAAAACGGCUAAUACAUAAGCCACCUUAAAUAAAAUAAUAAUUUAGAACCUCCUCUAAGGCAAUUUACUUGUGAGACAAUACCAUUUUCUGUUGUUGAUUCAAUAGAUCCAAUUAAUCAUCCCAGAUUAUAACUUUAAGAAAUACUAGCUCAUCCUUUUGUAAUUCUGAAGCAACUGUAUGAGCCAAAUCCACUUUAUGUAAAAGAAACAAAACCUGAGGAAGACCAUUUAUCAAAAGCUUCACUAAUGGCUAGUUAAGAUAACAUAAUACUUAAAGAAAUGCAUAUGGAAGGGUUGGGUCACUUUUAAGCAUACUCAAACAAAUCUAUAAAAGUUUCAUUUGAAGAUAGAACUAUUUUAAGGAUGAUGAGGAACUGCGAUAUUAUCAGAAUAUUGAACAAAUAUGGAGAAGAAAUAAACCUAAAUGUAUAGAAGCCAAACAUAUUAUACAAUGACUAUAGAAACUACAUUAAAGUAGCAGAUGAAUUCUAUGAGUGGGCUUUCUCAAGUCAGGAGGAAAGAUAGCAAAAAGAGCUUGAAGAAUAAAAAAAGCAAGAAGCAAUAGACUUAGAGAUGUAAAAGAUUCAAAGAACUUUAUGCUUUAUUGAUUAAAAUAAACUAGGUUCUCAAAUGCUUCAAUAGAAAAAUGAGCAAGAGUUUCAUAAGUAAACCUACUAGCAAAGUUAUAAUGAAAAUUAAAAUCUAUAAAAUUACACCAUCGGAUUAGAAUAAAGAGCUCAUGCAGUUCAAGAACUUGAGGUGAAUCAGUAAAAAAUAAAUGAAAUUUAAGAGCUUUUAAAUGCUCUUAAUGAGAAAAAAUGA